AUGAUGACAACUGAAAAAGGUGAACUAAUGGAAAAAGAAAAAGGAAAUAUGGCUGAUUUUGAUGAUUUUGGUUUACUAGCACAAAUGGCUCGUCGAGAAUUAAUUCAUUUACUUGAAUCGAUACCUGAAGUAAAAGAUUUAGCAGUGGAGCUAAGUUUAAUGCGACCAUUGGAUAAAAUAGCAUCAAUGUCUGUGUUACAAGAACAUAACUGCGCUCAUGUGCAACAAUUUUUGCAUCAUUCAAAUUUAAAAUGGAGUGAGAAUGCUAUACAUCGUCUGAACCGGAACGAAAUUAUUCGCUUGGAACAUCAUGAAUUUACAAUGGCAACAUUAGUAGAUCAUAAUUUUAUUCAUCUUCGUGCAGUUGCUAAAUCAUUAUGGCAAUUACAAACACUCUAUGGAUUAAUACCAAUUGUUUAUGGUAUUGGAGAAAAUAGUAUAUAUGUAAAUAAAUUAAUGAAAAAAUUACACAAUGAAUUUGCUGUACGAAAUAUGCAUAUGACAGCAGUUUUUCCAUUUUUAAGUGCUAAAGCAAAAUCUCUUCAAGCAAGUUACGACAAAGGUUCAAAUCUUGAACAAGUAAAAGAUAUGAAAGAAUUUGUAUCCAAUGAAUUACGAACACUGAAACAACAGCAUAAAUUACUAGAAUUGCAUAUUUGCGCUUGUGAAGUGGUUUUGGAGAAAUGUAAAGGAAUUUCAAGUCGACUUACACUGGAGCAUGCAUUAAUUUCAGGAAAUUUUGAUCCUAAUGAAGUAUUAGCAUAUUUGGAAGAUUGUAUGUGUACUCAACACAAUCAAUGGCAAAUCCUCUUAUUAGCAUGCUUAUGGUCUCUUACACAAAAUGGUAUACCAACCAAAUAUUUCAAUCAGUUUCGAAAUCAAUAUCUCUAUGCUUUUGGCCAUGAAAAUCUUGCAAUAUUACAUUUUCUUGGUAUUCAAGGUCUUCUAAUUGAGCGUUCUAUUCCACAACUAACAACUGUACAUAAUGUUAUACCUAUCAAAUCUCAGCCUGUAUCAUCAUUUUCUAAGCCUACAUUUCAAUUUUUAACACGACGUAUGGCACUUCUUCCAGGCAAUACCGAAACAACAAUAAAUCUUCGAAAUCCUGAUCAAAUGCGAUAUGUUUUUUCAGGUGUUUACACACCUAUCUUAUGUAAAAUAGUUAAUGAUACAAUAAAUAAUGGAUGGAAUAUGGAAGAAAUGAAGAUAACUUUUGGUGAUACAGUUUUUUGUGAUCAAAAUUGCUCGCCAAAUGCAAAUCGUCAAACUGAUAAUCGUAUCCGAAAAGUAAUUUUAGUAUAUUUUAUUGGUGGUGUAACAUAUUCGGAAAUUGCUGCAUUAACUUUACUUGCACAAUACAAUAAUUUACGUAUUAUUAUUGCUACAACAAAUAUUAUUCAUCGUGAAAAAUUCAUUAAAGAACUUGCUAACGUAUCUGUUACAUCUUUUUCGGAAAUAGAGCAGAAAUUGUAA
Messenger RNA from Brugia pahangi, 1473 nucleotides. The record is from the annotation of a GenBank genome assembly. Lineage: Eukaryota; Metazoa; Nematoda; Chromadorea; Rhabditida; Onchocercidae.